Molecule: messenger RNA, 1197 nt
Organism: Alosa alosa (allis shad)
Lineage: Eukaryota; Metazoa; Chordata; Actinopteri; Clupeiformes; Clupeidae
Exons: 8
Coding region: 112-921 (269 amino acids)
Cellular component (GO): membrane
Source: RefSeq, a predicted model, not a curated record
CUGCGCUCCACAGCUAGCACGGUGUGGAAGUUUCUCGCUCAUCUAGCCUACUAUGGCAAUACUGGACGUCUACGUUCAACUUCCCUUCAUGUCUCCUGAGAGCACCAGAAGAUGAGAGGUUACCAGGCCAUUAAGUACAUUCUUUUUUUCUGCUGCUACAUAUUUUGGGUCGCAAGUGCUGUCUUGAUUGCUGUUGGAAUCUAUGCAAAGAUAGCCAAAGAGAAAGAUGCCGUGGACACUUUGAUGACAGACCCGGCUCUGCUGCUCAUAGUCGUCGGGUCUUUGAUGUUGUCAAUCACCUUCUUCGGCUGCUGCGGGGCUCUGCGCAACGCCACUGUGCCACUGAAGCUGUUUUCAGGGAUUUUGCUGGUAAUUUUCCUAAUUCAGAUUACUGCUGGUGUGUUGGGAUUUCUCUACUCUGACUUGGUGUUAGAGAGGACGGAGCAGUUGAUGAGGAAGGCCAUUGUGCGAUACCGUGAGGAUUUGGACUUAGAAAACCUCAUUGACUUCAUACAGAAAAAGUUCCAAUGCUGUGGCGUGCACUCCUACACAGACUGGCACGCCAAUGUGUACUUCCAGUGUGAGGAGAGCAACCCCAGUCUGGAGGCCUGCGGAGUGCCCUUCUCCUGCUGCAGGAGGAACAGCAACGAGACGGUGUUCAACACUAUGUGCGGCUACAAGACCCAGAGCAUGAAGGAGAUGAAGGCUGUGCAUGACAUCUUCAUCAUCGGCUGCCUGGACAAGAUCGUCCGCUGGGGGAAGAACAACCUGUUCCUGGCGGGAGGCAUCACCGUGGGGCUUCUCUGUUUGGAGUUGUGUAUGAUUUGCUUGGCCUCAGUGCUGUUGUCUUGCAUCAGAAAGACACUGAAGAAGAAGAAACUCCUCAACCUGAGAAACUCGUGGAGACAGAUGACAAGAUGACAACGCUCUCCAGGCACCUCCCACCUCAGGAUACCUCACUCUUUUUGAUUAUGGAGAUCGCAUGACACACACCUACAAACACACACCUACAAACACACAUCUAUAAAAAAAACCUCUUUACUCAGAGACUGCAAAGUUGACAAAGUUUUUUUCUUUAAAUCCAUUUGAAUCCUUUUGUGCCAGUUUAGCAAAAGAAGCACCUUAAUUGUGAAUCACCAUUUUGAAGGCAGAAAUAUUGCUGAAACUACUCUGCAAUGUUGAAAACUACUGUGACGU